Messenger RNA from Penicillium samsonianum, 915 nucleotides. RefSeq names its product class I SAM-dependent methyltransferase. Bases 1 to 915 code for a protein of 304 amino acids. NCBI's taxonomy places the organism in Eukaryota, Fungi, Ascomycota, Eurotiomycetes, Eurotiales, Aspergillaceae. The record is from RefSeq and is a predicted model, not a curated record. The transcript has 3 exons.
AUGCUCACCUGGCGAUAUUGCUCAGCUGCACUGGUGGCUAUAUUCGCUUUCCUUCUUCGAUAUCGAACCACACUUAUAAGAGAGAUCUUUGACCUACCUAGCACAAUGGGAGAGACGCUCGCCAACAAGAACCAAGAAUAUUGGAACCAUGCCUCCCAGGUUGUGUUCAAAGACAAAUGGGUUCAGGAUCUACAGAAUCAGAUUCUCGAAUUCCUGUCGGGCAACGUGGACUGGAUAGGCGUUAAGCCUCUUACCGGCGACAAUAACCGACAGACAAAAUUGAUGGAUUAUGCCUGCGGAAAUGGCAUUGUUUCUCGCUCCCUGCAUCAUAUGUUCUCCAAAUGCAUUGGCGUCGACCUGUCAGAUGGCAUGCUAGACAAAUAUCGCACAACCGCAACGGAACUGGGCCUCGACAAUUCGCAAAUGUUGGCCGUUCAGGGUAACCUCCUGGCUCCCAUAGUCACACCGACUAGACCUCCCCUCAGUGAGGACGAGCUGAAUGACUUCGACCUGGUGGCUAUUUGUAUGGCAUUGCACCAUGUGGAAGACAUCGCUUUGGCCACCAAACGUCUCGCCGAAAGACUGCGACCGGGCGGCGUGCUUCUAAUUAUCGACUGGGCGACGCGCAAUUCGUCGGACGAGACUGAACAGCAAGCUGGAGUGCAGACAACUCCAUCCUUGGCGGAGAAUCAGCACCAUAGCCACCAUCACCACAGGCAUGAGAUCAUGGAUUCGAAACACCCUUCAGCGCAUACCAUCUCCCACGACAGCUUUUCACAAAGCCAGAUAUUCUCCCUCUUUGAACAAGCGGGCUGUGGAGAGUCGCAGUUUGUGAUGGCGGAUCGACUAUCGCCCGUUCCUGGCGCUCGCAGUGGACAGAUGCAACUAUUCUGGGCUCGUGCAACUAAACUGUGA